AUGAAUAGAGAUUCCCGAGUGAUUAUUGUGGACUCUAGAUUGGCUAAAAAACAAUCCCGUAAGUAUUUUGUAUGCAUUAUAUGGGGUAUGGUAUACUAGUAAUGGGCACUAUCAAAUGGUACUAUUCGAAAUAUUCAAUAACCCGGCAACAAUCAAACUAUUUUAUUGUAUUUCAAAUAUUCAAUAUUACCAAAUAAUUUUGAAUUAUUUUAUUAUUCGAUAGUUUCGAAUUAUUCAAUUAUAAUAUAUUCUAUGAAGAAGUCCAAAGUACAAAUAUUUUGCUAGCUACCUACUUUUUUGCUGUUUCCGAAAUACUACCAAAAGCAGCUGGUGUUGUAUUUUGCAUGUAGUAAAAUGGAUACAGUCGAUUGCGUCCCAAAGUCAGGUGAACGAAAAAUAGAGUAUGUCUAUUGCGUCCGGCAAAAUUUUGUUUGAGUUCUUUUUAACACUUUUUACCAUUCUCGAAUUUCGAUUGCGUCCGGUUAUAACAGGUGUGCAUUCGAUUGUGUCCUAAAUGUAAAAUCGAGAAUUUCGAUACCAGACAGAACGCGAUUGUAGGUACACGAACAUUUAACUCUAAAUAAGUGCGAACCGCACCGAUUAUUAUCGCUUUACACUUCGUAAUAUCAAAUUGAUUUUUAUGUGUAGAGAAAAAAAAAUAUAUAUAAUAUUAUUAUUUAUUAGUCAUUAGCCAUACAAUAACUAAGCAUUACAAAAAUGUUUAUUAUUAAAAUAGUCAUUUUUUUUAACUGUACAUACUACAGAAUUGCACAAUUUACAAAUAUAGUCAAGAUCUUAUUUGUUAUUAUAAUUUAUUAUUUAAAUUAAUAGCUUUUAAACUUUUAAUAUAAUCUAAAUGAGGCAUAAUUGUUUUAUUAAAAUUUUAAAAUUGAUUUGUUAAAAUUAAAAAUAUUAUAGAUACCACAUGCAGUAUAGUAUUAAUCCUUGUAUUAUAAAAUAACAGUAAAUAAUACGACCGAAUACAAUCGGAAUAGAAAAUUUCGGAUGUAUUCUCGAUCAUUUGGAACUCAAAUGGAUUCUACUGGACGCAAUUUAAAUUCUCAAUUUUACAAUUGGAACGCAAUCGGAUGCAUACCUGUUAAAGCCAGACACAAUCGAAACUAGAAAAAAAUUUAAAAGGUUAAAACUAGACGCAAUCGGACGACGCCCGUAGUAAAAUUACUAAUAUAUAGGUGAUUUCUCAGAAACCCGUGCAAUGAAUACAACCUUUGACCAUCGGUAGGUUUACCUAUUUAAAUGGUUAUUCGGUUAUUCGGUAUAUUCGAAUAGUUUUCCUCGAACAAAACUAUACGAUCGCAGGAAAAAUAUUCUAUAGUUCAUUGAAACUAUUAAAAACUAUCGAUCGUAUAAACUAUUCGAUAGUGUCCAUCAUUAUGGUAUACUAUGGUUGAAGUACCGACAGGUCAAAACAUCGACCAACAUGUGUUGAAUAACAUAUAUUUUAAUAACAUAACAUUAUACCUACUAUGAACAAAUCUGUUCAUAUAACAUACCUAUAUGAUAUAUCUAUAUCUAUAUUAAUGUUGUCCAUGAAUUUAAUGACUUGUACGUAUGAAAAAAAACUAAUAAAAUGUAAUAGUAUACAUUUUUAACGUAAUCUUAAAAUUUUUUUAAUUACAACUUACAACACAGCAUCAGCACGAUAACAAGAACUGCAUUCAAAUUAUAAACUGUUACAGUGCUCAAAGAUAGUUUUAUAGACCAGAUUUUUUUUUUAUUGGCUGUAGAAAUUGUAUCCUAAUUGCUACGUUAUUAACUAAUAGGCGUGUUUUGGUGAUCCGGAUUGUUAAAUGAUUGCAGGGACAAAACCGAGGGGGGGAGGGGGUAAAGGUUAUAAUCCCCUACCCAGAAAUUUCAGAUUUUUUUAACGAAUCUUACGUAAUAGUUUGUAAUUCCUAGAUAGCAGUAAUCCCUAAAUCUAGAAUUAAGUACCAGAUUUUUAUUACCUACGCGCUUUUAAAUUAAAAAUCUAGCACGCAUUGAAGAAGUUAUAAUUUGUAUUGACAUUUUGUAUUGUUAAUAAAAAAUCUCCAAAUUGUUUACAUCGUACAAUUACAAGUAUGGCAAUUUUUCGUCUUACUGUAAUUUGUUUAAAAUGUUUUUCUAGAUUUUCAAUACAUUUUCUGAAGAAUAUUAAACAAUUGACAACAAAUAAUCUGGUUUUCUUUUGUUGAUUUUUAGAUUAUCUUGACCGCUGAAGAAAAAACCAUUAAUAUCUUAUCAGAUUACUGAGCUCAAUUAGUAAUCAUUUUUUUGAUUUUAAUGAUCUAUCGUUGUUCUUACACUAAAUUACUAUACUUCCUAUACUUCUAAACUUCCCACUGGCCUAGUCAUAGCGUAAAGUUUGUUAUGCGUAUUUUUCUAUUAUUAUUUAACUAAUAAAAGUAUAUUUAUGUAUUUUAUAUCAUAAAUGUUCUAAUAUUUUAUGAAUUGAGAUCAUUUAAUUUAUUUUUUCGGAAAACAUAAACCAUUUUCAAUAGUUCACCUUCUAUAGAUUUUUUCUAUUGUUUUAUUUUUGUUUAUUUCUGAAUUGCCUUGGCAUUAGGGGAAAAAACGUUAUUAUUAUACUACAUCACUGAUCCGUUGAGAAUCCUUGUUCGUUUGUUAUGAAUUAAUGCUGCUUUGAGUAUGUAGACUAAAUUGGGCUAGUAUCCUAUACCUUUCCAACUACCCACCUUUAACAGUAGCUUAUCUGUGAAAUGUUAUAACUUUUUAAGAUGUAUAACCCCCCCCCCCCCCCCUUCACCAGAGAGUAAGCACCAGUUGCAUGACUUAACAAUAUUGCAGUAAACAGUAUCACCAAAACAGUUUGUUUGCUAAACAAGCAACCAAGUUGCUCAAAACUUCAUCGCCAAAACUCGUCUAAUUUUGGCUAUCUAUCCACCUUAUAAUAACAGUGCAAUAUCAUGUUAUAAAAUAUAUUGGUAUGUAUCUAAUUUUAUAAUUUUCCGCCGAGUAUCGACAUUUUAACCUGUCAAUAUUUUAUAUACUUUUUUCCGUUUCAAUCGUGUUUUACCUGUCGACAUUUCAAUAAACGACGUUUCAACUGGCAAUUUAUAUAGAAUGAAUGUAUGAAUAUAUUAUUUUAACUUGAUUUUUAAUACGUUUAAUUAAGGGUCGAUGAAAUGUUCGAGCGUAUUAAAUUGGAUGGUUCUAUUUGGAUUUAUGGUCAAUUAUAUGUUACGAGUAAAUAUGAGUAUUGUUAUUGUUGAAAUGGAGUCUAACAAUAAUCAUCACAAUGUUACGACAUUUUCAUCAAAUAGUACAGCAGUAAGUGUAUGGUUAUUCUUAUUAAAUUUAAUACAUCAGGACAGUCAGAACCUUAUACAAUACAAGAUAAUAUGGUGUACAUAAAAGAGUGGUAUUUAGUUAUAUAAGUGAUUUUUUUUUUUUCAGUUUUUACACCUCUAAGUGGUUCCAAUAUGUAUAUAAAUAUGAAAAAUAAAUUGUAAACAAUUGUAUGCCGAUUGGUUAAGUUCAACCCGUGCCUCCCCAGUCUUAAAUUUUUGGAACCCGUUUUUCUUCAAAAACCCGGUGUUUUUUUUAGUUUUUGAUAUAUAUAUCUGAUAUCGUUACAAAAAUUGUUUAUAAAAAUAUAUAUUUAAAAUUAUUUAUAAAACAAAAAAUUUAUAUAAUAAUUUUUAUUUUUUUUUUUUUUUUUUUUUUGAAAUAUUUGGUUAUGAAAUAUAUAAAUUCAUAAAUAACAUCAUUAAAACAAUAUUUAUUUCAAAUAAACUAACAUAAUAUAAUAGGUAUAUUAUGUGCUUAUAAGAUUUAGGAAUAUUUUUGGAAAUACACCUUCUUUCUUUAUUAUUCAUAUUACUCUAAUAUAAUCCCAUUUUAAUGGCAUAUAACCGAUAAAGGUCAAAAUCUAUGUGGUGAAAUGAUUUUUGUUUCUGCGAAAUUAGAUUAGCUGGUUUAAUUUGUGUCGUGUUAUUGAAAGAAGUCUGUAUGAUAAUAUGUGGAUUUAGAAAUUUCCGUGGAAAUCUGUGUUUCUUUACCGUUAAAUAUUAUUUUUUUUAAUAUAAUACGUGUUAAUUGUAUUCGUGGUCAGCAUUCUGGUUUAUUAUGUGUCAUACUAAAUAAAUAUUUUGUAGUUUUCUCUCUUGUAUUCCAUAACGAUUUACAGUAUUGUAAAGAGUACCUAUUUUUGAAUUCGAAAAACGUAUUAAAUGUGUGAAAAAGUAUUCAGUAUAAAUUUUCAAAUAUUUUAAAAUAUAUACUUUUUGAUUAUUUUUGUUUUUCUGUUUCUGUUACUGGUAUUUUUUUUUAGUAUAUUUUUGUUAUUUCUAAUUAAUUUAGUGACUUUAUUUCUGAAGUUAUUAUAAUAUUUUUAGAUGGUUUUUAGAUGAUUUUUAUAUGGUUUUACAAAGAUGUUUUUUUUUCUGUGCGCAACUUUUCUACCAGAAGACUUGCUCAAAUUUCUACAUGGUAGUACCUUUUCUGAAAGUGUAGGGAGCUACUUUAAGAAUGUCAUUUUUCGAUUUUCUCAGAAGUUUGAAAUGUGAAAAACCGGGAAAAAAUCAUGGAAAAAAAGGAAAACGUAGGAAAACCGGGAAAAUCUGUAAAACAUUAAUACAAUAUUAUUAAAGAAAAUAUAUAAAGCCUAUUUAAUUAUUUAACUAUAAUAUGGCAUUUAUAUUGUUGACAAAGUAUCAUCCAUCUAUAACUGCAUCCGUUUCCAUUAUUCUAGGACAUCUUUUUUAACUUGUUAUUAGUGGUGUAUGUUUUUUAUUUAACGUUUACUUACUUUGUUUUUUUUAGUUCUGUUAUAGGUGAUUUGAUUUUCUUCGAUUUUAAGAAAAUCAUAAUAUCAGCAGGGAUCAAUUUUUUUUUUUAACAAAAAAAGUUAUUUAGUGUAUUAAUAAAAUAUAUUGUAGAGUUAACGACAUCAGUUUAUUCUAAUAUAAAAUUGGAUAUUAGGUUUAUUAUUUCUAUCACUUAUUAAAUUUUCAAUACUAAUAAAUAUUGGAUUAUUAUCAGACAUUUCAAUUAGACUAACUAUUGACUUUUUGAAUUUUACUUUUCAUAAAUAUAUGAUCGUGGCAAGAGUUAAACGCGAGCCUAGUGAUAUUAUCAAUAAUUUUAAUAUAUCCAAAUUCUGGCAGGAAAUCGAUGUAUUUAUUAUUAUUUAAUGUAGUAUGUACGUAGUAUGUUUAUACUUAUAUCACCAUUGAAUAAAAAAAUAUUAAUAAUAACGUUUUAUUAAUCUGUAUACUUAUAUAAAAAUAUUAUAAAUAUUAAUUUCAUGUUAUGUUAUUUAAUAUGAAUUCUUAUAUGUCUCAAUUAAAUAUUUUUGAAAAUAUUAUAUAAAUCAAACAAUUAGCAGAACUAUGUUUAUAGUUUAUAGUCAAUUAUAUUUAAAUUAAAUAAUUUUCAAUACAUAUUUUUAUAUAAGAUAAUUUUAACGAGAUAUUAAUUCAAAAUUAUGAAAAAUACUUUCAAAAAUUAAAGUAGAAUAGAAAAAUAGAAAACUAUAUUGUUUGAACAAAAACGUGUUUUAGAAUUUUAAGGGUUAGAGGCAUGAGUUAAGCUUAACAAAUUGGUAUAUAACUUGGUACACUUAAUUUGUAUACAUAUUGGAAUCGAAUUAGAGGAUAAGACUUAAAAAAAAAAAUCAAAUUUAAAAAAAUAGGGCCACCCUAAUAUGUAUAGAUGAAUAGAUGAAUACCUAGGUACUUAUUUAAAUUAAAAUCGUCAACAAUAAAAACUCAAACUUAGAAAUGGAAUAUCUCGUCAACAGAUUGACUGCUUGUUUCUUAAAUCUUCUAGAAAACAAAUUCCGAAAAAAGUUAAUAUUUUCCGAGAUAAUAAGUGUACCGUACCCACUAAACUCGGUAUUUUGACAAAGCAUCACUAUCAACUGAACUCCAUUAAUAAAUUUUUGCAUGUAAUGGUUUAUCAUUGCUUACAGGUAUACAUUAAAUUACUCUAACUGUGGCUGCACCAGUCCCCAUUAUCCUAGGACGUCUUUUUCUAUUUUAUUCUAAUGAACAAUUUACUAGGGCCUAUUGAGGGUCAGUUGACUAAUGAAGUGAAAGACACUUUUAUUAAUCCAUCACUGAAUUAAAAAUAUUGCUACCCCAUGAUUUUACUUCAAAUGUCACCUAUGUAUUUAGUUUUAUAUCCAUUUUCUAUGUUUUCAAUAAAUUAUUAAUAUGAUAUGUAAGUAUGCAUGUUUAAAAUAUUCUUAAAAAAUAACCCGGCCAAUAAAUAAAGUCUUCAUGAUUAAAUAACUUAUACAAUAAAAGUCUAUUAGAUCAGUGAAGUUAUGGCAUUUGAAUAUGUUUAAGUGGGUGAGUAUUAUUCAUUGCUAAGUAAGGUAUAAAUGUUUUGUUCAACUGUUAAUUUAAUACAGUUUAUUUUAUUGCAAUAAAGGUAUUUUCAAUACAUUUAGUGUGUUUUUUAAUGCAAUAACCUAUCUAGGACCACUGUUCUAGAUAUGUCAUAUUCAUAAAAUAUUGUAAUACCUAUAAUCAAUAUAUGUAAAUAAAAUAUCAAUAUACUUAAUAUAAAAUCAUAUAAAUAUAAAAUUUCUUUCAGAUCACUGCGAAAUCUAGCGGUAUGGAGUUAGACUGGUCCGAAUUUGACAAAAAUUUGAUAUUGGGUAGCUUCUAUUGGGGCUAUAUAAUCACAGAAUUGCCAGGGGGUUUGAUGGCUGAAAAGGUUGGAACCCGACCAAUUUUUGGUUACUCUAUGCUGUUGGCCUCAAUAGUUACACUGUUUACACCUAUGGCAAUGGACUUGGGUUUAUAUCCUCUAUUAUUUUGUAGAGCACUCUUGGGUUUAGCUUUAGUGAGUAUUGUGUUUAAUUUAAAAUCGUCUACCUAAAAAUUACAGGAUUAAUUUUUUUUUUUAGAAAGAAAAUCCAGUUUAAAACCAUAUAAAUGUAUAAUAAACUCAUCUAUAUCCUUAACUAUCUCAUCAUUUUUUCGUUUCAAUCAAUGUGACAAUAUACUUAUCAUCACAAUUUUUUCUUUUUUCUUUUUCAUUAUCUUUAUCCAUUAUACUUUGUCUAUAUUAUGAACAAUUAAUUAUUUCAAGGGAAAAGAUAAUAAAAAUUUAAAUUAUUUGUUAAUGAAUAAAAGACGUUUUUUUUUCUGUCUAUUAACAAUAUUUCUACCAGAAAUCUUAUUCCAGUUCACAAUUAAACUUACUUUUAAUGAAACAAUUUUAGUGAUACAGCUCUGUGGUUUAUUUACCAAAUAACCCCAAAAGCAGAUAUUAUCACUUUGGUUUUUUUGUUCCUUAUAUACUGUAAGAUAAGUAGUAAAAUUACGAUAAAUUCUUCCAGUCAAUGUGUAUUUUAAAUCAUAAAUAAUAAUAAGUAUGAUACUAAAUAAAAUUAAGUUUUUGUAAUAAAUUUUGGUUCUUGUAUUUUAGGGAGUAACAUACCCAGCUAUACAACCAAUUGCAGUAAAUUGGAUCCCACCAAAUGAACGUGGCAAGUUUAUAGCAAAUAUGAUGGGUAAAUACUCAUUAACAACUCAUAUUAUUUUUUAAAUGAAGUUUACAAAUUUGCUUAAAAAAUAAAAUAAAAAUAAAAAUUGUAAUAAUACUUUAAAAUAAUAAAAACUAUGAUAGAAUAAAUAUUCAUAGAACAAUAUUAUUCCGGAUGAUUAAGUUAAAAAAAGUUUUAAAUUAUUAGUGAACAGAUCUCAAUAAAUUGAUAUAACUGGGAUGAUCCAGGCAAAAUUUUCUUUGUUGAAGUUAUCCACUUACUGUUAUAAGUAUACUUAAGUUUUACCACUCCUAUUUAUUGUAGACAAAUACAAAUGUGCAUUGUACAUGGGUUAAGUUCAGUUAAGUUGGGUAUAAAUAAUAUUCAUCAUAAACUCAAAAAAACGUUUAGUUUUCUGUGAGUUUGCUUUUACCUUAAUUUAAAUAAAUAUAACAAUUUGAAUUUGUAAUUUUUCAGCAACUAAUCUUGGUGCAGGUUUUACUAUACUGGCGUGUGGUUUUAUUAUACCUAUAUUGCAAUGGAAAUCUGUGUUCUACAUCAGUGGCCUGGUAGGUGUAGUAUGGUCUGUGUUUUGGUUUUGUUUAAUUUUUGAGACUCCUGCUCAACAUCCAAGAAUAACUGAAUCUGAAAGAGAUUACAUCGAAUCUCAAAUCGCUGAGCAAAGCAGUUCUCCUAUUAAGGUACCUAUAAAAUAUUUAGCCACACAAUAUUAUAUCUUACAAAAUGUAUGAGUGUCACUUUAUUUAUUUUCUCUGAAACUUUAUACGAUUAUGUAAUAUUAUGAUUGGUAGUAUAGCGGUAAACACGGUAUAGUAAAUUGUAUAUAUUUAUAGUAUAGCGUAAUUUGUUAUUAUAUCCAGACACUUAAAGAAGUUUAAUUAUUCUAGUUGUACGGAAAGGCAAUAUGUAGGAAAAGACUAGUUUUGGGCGGCAUGUUUUUAGUAAAUAAAUCUAUAAUUAUUAUAAUUAUUAUUACCAUUAGUUUUUAAUAAUGGUACUCUUUUAACCUGUACUUUUAUUAAGUUUUCAGAUUGAAACUAUUUAUCUGAUAUUUUUCAUUUCCACAAUAGAUGAUACAGCCGAAAUUUCGGAAAUUUAUUAUUUUCAAAAAUUUUAUUUUUUUCAAAAAUUGCACACCAUUUUGAUCUUUGUAGCAUAUCUACAAUAUGUUUUAAUAUUGAGUAUUAGUCAUUUAAACACUAUACGAAAUCUUUUAAACUCAAACCAUAAUUAGGGUAGGUACUCAUCUUACAAUAUUGGUAAUUUUACAUUCUGAACAAAUUGUCUGUUAUUUUUAUCUGAUUAUCUGUAGAUAUACGUGACUACAUCGAUAUGAUUGAAAAUCGUGUUAAACAAUUGAAAAUUAAUUAAAAAUAAUAUCAUGUUCUUGGACUAAUUUCAAAUAACCCAAUUCUUUGGUAACCAACUUUAUUCAAUCUGUUUUGAAAAAUUGUUUAUAAUAUACAAAAAUUUUUAACAUUAACUAUAAUAAUUAGGCCCAGUAAUAAUAUGAUAUAAUGAUGAUCAAUAAUCAUACCAAUAUACAGGCUGUUCUACGAAGUUAUAAAUAUUUUUGGUCCUUUUUCCCGUGAGUAAUAUAUAAAAAAAAAAAAAAAAAAAAACAGAAGUUUUAUUAUCUUUAUUAUCUCUGGAAACAUUCAUGGUGUAAAUCGUAGUGGGACAGCCUGUAUGUAUAUUAGUUAAAAUAAAAAAAAAACAAUCUUGCCAUACAUUUGUAAACAUCUACCUACAUUAUUGUUGAUUUCUUUAUUUGUUAAUUCAACUUAAGAACAAAACACAAUGCAAGUACAAAUUUUCUUCGUUUACCUAGAUGGGUUUUAUUAAAAAAAAAGUCUGUGCAUUUACAAAAUGUUUUGACAUUAUUAUUAGCACUAUAAAUAAUAUCAUAACAUUUAGUAAGUUAUUUUGAUGGAUUCCGUUUAUCUAUACUCUCUAACUGGUAUUUAUUGAAUUGUUAUAAUUUUCGUUUUACACUAUUUAUUCUUGUUACCUACACAUCAAAUUUUGUCAAAUAAAUUGCUACUAUAAUUACUUUGAAUUAAAUUGGCAAUUAUUCGACGAUAUUUUGACAGGCUGAUCGGCCAAAAUAGAGGAGUGCUGGCCGAAAAUGUUCGAAAAUAAAAUUGUUUAAUAUCAUAUUUAAUAAAAUCAAUUAUGAUGGAUGGAUAGGGAACUAUAUGUUCAUGUAUUAUAUUUAUUGUUCUGUUUACAGCCAAAGCAGAUACCGUGGGCAAAAAUAUUUACGUCGUUGCCGGUUUGGGCCAUUAUAAUUACACACGUAACCAGUGUCUUUGGUUACUUUACUAUUAGUUUACAGUUGCCUAUGUAUAUGAAAUAUGUACUUCAUUACGAAAUCAAAGCGGUAUUUAUAUAGAUAUUUUAGUAAUCUAGAAAUUCGUUUGGUCAUAUUACACGCCAGGUAUAUACAUAAAAUAAUCUAGGUAUACCUAUUAUACCUGUAAUGGUUGAUGUUAUUAAAUCGGUUAAUAUAUUUAUAUGUACUUUUUAUAUUUUAACCGAUCGUGUGUUUUUAGUCUUAUCAGAGUUUUUUAGAGUAGUUAAUUAAAAUAUUAGAGUGUAUUGUCUUAUUAUCAAACUUAAAUAUAUAAGAACAUUUGUAGUGUUUGUAGGUUGGAUUUUUUCGACAUUUUAAUUGUUCAGCUAGAUUUGAUAAUUUUUAAAUUGUGACAUUUCACAUAUUCGUAACUAAAUAGAAAAUAAAAUAUCGAACAAAAAUUACCAAAGAUAAAUAGACAAUGUUCUUAUCUUUAAGUUUGAUGAUCGGCUAGUAUACUCUAAUAUUAAAACUAACAGCAAAAAAUCAGUUUUUAUAUAAAAACAAGUAUUUAUAUAUAUAUAUAUACAUCACGAUAUAAAUUGAUUUCACAACAUCACUAUGACAUACUCAUUUCUGCUUCUAUCAGUUUUUAAAAGUUUAAUAUGACCUUACAUUGGGUAUUUUAUAUUUUUGCAUGUAAUUUAUGUUGGUAUAGUAUGGGUACAUUUAUUUUAAAAAACACCGGUUUAUUAUAAAGACAUUCGUUUAAGAUACCAGUAUAAAAUGUAAGUGCUAUACUGAUAUUAAUCUUUUGACCUACCUUCCUGUAAAAUAUCAUAAAACUCUGUAGAAAAAUGGUAGCAUUAGAAGGAUGUGAUAAACGGAUGGUCUGAAAUGAAAAAAUUAUAUGGGCUCUUUUAUCUCCAUUUUAGCUACGAAACACUGACAUUGAUGUUUUGUAACAAAACGUUAAGCAGUUUCUUAAUAGAAACUAAUUCAGUAUACCGCUAUUAUUAUGUACAAAUAAUUUGUGUAUACCGGUAUAAGAGCGAAAGAAUUUCUAGAAUAGUACAAUUGAUUUAUUCCUUUUUGACAUGUUACUUUAUGAAAUAAUAAAUUAUAUAUUAUAUCAAAUAUUAUUGAUAAAAUGUUUUUAGAACGGAUUGCUGUCCAGUCUACCGUAUUUUGGUAAAUUUUUCAUGGCGUUCUUUGUUGGAAUAAUUGCCGAUCGCAUUAUCACUUAUAGAAAAAUGAGCAAAACUACAACAAGAAAAUUAUUCACUUCAAUUGGUAAAUUGAUUCUAUAUAAAAUAAUAUCACGAUUAAAUUUUUGAAUGGUUAUCAUUUGAUCGAAAUAAUCCGAAUUACAUAUUGUUUGGGAGAAUUUUACCUACUUAGCAUUUAGACAAAAUCUAUGUUAGUACCAAUAUGUUUAAGUUUAAUAUAUCAUUUAUGCGAGCGAAACAUAUUAAAAUAAAUGAUGAGUAGGGCCUAAAUUAAUUUUUUUUAUAUCAUUUUAAAUUCUCCAAAUAUAUGUUACUUUGAUUUUAUCUAUGAGAAAUGAACGUUAGUUCAAUCGAGUCAAUUGUCAUAAUUUAUUAAUGUAGCAAAUUUAUUCAUGUUGAUAAGCUUGAAAUGUAUAUAGGCUGUCCCACGAAGAUAAAACCCCUUAAAUAUCUCCGGAGAUAAUAAAGAUAAUCAAAUUCUUUUGUUUUAUAUUGCUCACAGGGAUGAGGACUCCAAUUAUUUAAUACUUAUAUGUAUAUUUGUCCGGUGAUAUUCGAGGAGUUAAAAUAUUUACAGGUGGUAUUCUAAAAUGUCAAAUAAUUCUUCCAGUUAAACAAAACCGUGCAAAUAUAUGCAAUUAAAAGUUACAUAUUUCAAAAAAAUAAAAAAAAAAACUCUAAUGCCUGAUAAUAUUAUGCUAAUAAGAAGUAUAAGCGUAUAUAAUUAUAGAAAAUAAGAAAAAUUAAUUAUGAAACUAGUUGUUUUAAUUACAUGAUUUUUUUAUUAAAUAUAUAACUUAUUUAAAUUUUAAACACUGUAAAAUAUUCUUUACCUUAUCGGCUUUUAGAUGAUACUAGAAGCGUUGAAAAAUUAAAAAAAGAACAUUAGAAAUUCAAUUACACGAUAGUGUGAUGUGCAUCGUAUAAACAGAGAAUUUAAAAUAAAUCUAUAUUAAUUAUACAUUCAAUUGUCUUUUGAUGAGCUUUUAAAACAGAAAAAUCGUCAAAUACCUCAACAAUAUUAUGCAUAGAAUGUACUCAAACAUAAUCUACUAUAAAAUCUACGUAAAUUUGUAUUUUUUUUUUCAUUUUCAUCUAUUUUUAUUAAUAUCUGGCCCACUAUGUUACACCGGGUUACUACGCAGAUUCUCCGCGUCCGUUAUAGACGGGUUAAAAUACCUAUCUUUUUUCGGGAAUUUUUUUAUUUUGUCCUUGAGGACAAAUUUCAUAUUUAUAUUUAUUACCUAGUUUAUUUCUAUAAAUAUUAUAGGAACUCUACAAAAGAGGAUUUUAUAACAUUUCAUUAAACUGCAUUUUUUUUAUGACUUUGAUGUUCCAUAACCAUUUCUUUUAGAUUCUGAGUGGAGCCAAGAAGCCUAUAUUAUUACAAAGAUUUUUUUUUUUGUGGACAACUUUUUUACCAGCAAUUUUGCUCUGAUUUAAAAUUAAAUCAAUUUUUAAAUUGAAGUUCAAUGCGAGCUAUUGAAUGAUGUUUUUAGUAAAUUAAUAACCAAAUAUUAUAUUAAGAAUAAGUUUUUUUCUAUUCCCAUAAAGUAAUUUUCGUCAGUAAAAACGGCUACAUGCCUCUCCCUAAAUGAAUAUUAGGUAGAUCAGUGGACAAAUUAUAUCUUUAAGGUGGUUAUUGAAAUUUUAAAAAUCAUUUUUACAUUUUAAAAAAUUGGUGUAAAUUUGAAAAACCGACACAAGCCUUUCUUAAGUUUUUUUGUUUAUACCGUUCUAAAAACUUUCUUAUUUAUAUUAGUAUAUAUUAUUAUUAUACAUAUUUACAGGAGUAUUUUCACCGGGUAUUUUGAUGAUCGCACAAGUGUAUUAUGGAGAGAACCAGUUAUGGUCAGUGCUUAUAUUCGUUUUUGCGUUAACUUUGAACGGUGCAGUCAGUGGAGGUUAUUUGGGAAGUGCUUUAGACAUAGCUCCGAAUUUCUCGGGUAUUGUAAUUAUUAUCAUUUAUAAUUUUAUCUUUCGAUAUUAUUUUACUAAAUAAAUUUGAAUUAUAUGAUACAUUUCAGGUAUAAUAUUUGGAAUUGCAAAUACUCUACCCUCGUUCGGAGGAUUCCUAUCUACGUACAUUGUGGGAGAACUUACAAACAACAAUGUUAGUAUAUAUUAUUAGAGCUUUCUAUUUCACAUAUACACGUUUUCACGUAUUUGCGUUAAGUUAACAUUUAAAUAUAUAAAACUCCGUACUUGAAAAAUCCGUGUACACGUAUUCACGUACUGUAUACUUAUAAUAUCAUGCCUAGUUUACACAAUGCGUAGUACUUGUCAUUAGUACUAGUUACUCGCACUACGGGUAUUUGUCGUUAGUAAAUUGAACGGAUAUAUAUUCACUCGCACUUUCAGUUUUAUUAAUGCUUAGAAAUAUUUGUAUUGUUUAUGCCUAGUUUACAUUCUUAGAUACUUAGUUAGAUACUUAGAUACUUACCUAGACACUUAGUACUAAUUAUUAAGUAUUAUUAAUAUGAAUAAUAACUCAAAUGUAUAAAUUAAUAUUUAUUGAUAACGGUAAAAGUCGGAAAGAAGUUGUACAUAAAUAUUGUCUACGAGACAAACAACGAUGCACAGUCCCCAUCAAUCGUAAUAUGAUAUGCUAUAAUAAUGUAAUAUUUGUAAAUAUUUGCAAUUCGCUUCCAUACCUAGCGUGUAAACAAUAUAAAUAGUACUAAGCAUUAGAUAAACUGGGAGUGCAAGUGAAUAGAAAUCCGUUCUUUUUAAGUAGUUACCCGUAGUGCAAGUGACUAAAACUAAUGACAAGUACUAUGCAACAUGUAAACUAGGCAUUAUAUGCAAGGUGAGAGUGUGAGUGACAAGAAUUAAUGAUUAGUACUAAGCAUCGCGUAAACUAGGCAUUAUGAAUCAGUGGUGUAUAGGUUUUUAUUUCGGAGGGGCCAAUAAUUUAUAUCACUUUUUUGGGGGGAGGGGACACAUUAUUUGGACAAAAAUUGCUUGAAUGUUAUAACUCCUUUCAACUGUUUUUUCGCCAUCAGAGAAAUGAAAAACUAUUAUUUUUUUAAUGAACUGUAAUAUAAAAAAUAUAAAACUCUACAUUGCAAUAAAAAAAAUUUAUUAGAGUCACUUAAAUUAAAAUUGAACAUAUUAUAUUUUCAUACAAGAAAAAACAUACUUUAUGUGUGUUUGUAAUUUGUGUUCGUUUUACGUAUAGUAUACAAUUCACGUAUAUUAUGUACCGGAAGGGCGUAAGGCAGGAGCCCUGCGGUAUGCCGGCUGUGAUUAGUCUUUUUCGAUAGCCCUCUGACCGACCUAUCGAAAAGGUACGGUUCGAGGGAAAUGAAUAAGUUUUUUGUAUUAGAUUUGUUGGAAUUAUUAGUUUUUCCAUUUUGUACAGAAGGUCGUCGUGCAAGACACGACCGAACACCCUUUCGAGUUUCCAUGGAAACUGCUGCGUGUACAGAAUUUUGUUACUGUUCCCCUAUUCAGGCAGUCGACGAGGAUGACCAGUUGUAGCGUUGUUGAGUGGCUGUGGCGAAAGUCGUGUUGUUCUGACCUGAUUAGGUACAAUGCUAAUUUUUGGAGUUCAAAUAAUAUUAUUCUAUAGAUUACUUUCGAUCCUUAGUGAUCCUCUAUCGGCGAUUCACCCAUAUCUAUACGUCUGCCCAGACAGAGGAUCAUUCACCAUUGGUUGAAACUUUUCUGUUGAAAAUAAAUCACACAUCGAUCAUCUGGGAGUGACUGUGUUUUUACCUCGUUAUUUCAAAUGAAUCAUACUCAUCUAAAAUCGCCUAUUUACUAUGACAUCGCUAUAACUGAUAUGUGCAUUUACUUUAUCAGAUUACUUAUUUAUGUGUUUGCUCUAAAAUGGGGUCUUUUAAGAUAUGCAUGCGUUCCGUAACAUAACAAUUUUUAUUAAAUUUUCUUAAAAAAUAACAGAUUUUUAUAGAAACAUUUAUUGCUUAUUUCACUCUUUUAAGAGUGAGGAUAUUUUCAAAAAUUAUAAUUAUGCUAAAUACCAAUUUUUAUGAAUUUAUCAUAAAAAAUGGUAGAUUAUUAUACAAACAUUCAUGUCGUAUUUUAUCUUUUAAUGAUAGACAUUUUCUAAAAUCUUUUUUAAUGAAUGUCCUCAGUAUAAAAAGUAUGAAAGGUGCCUACUAUAAAAGUUUUUUACUGUUAACGUUUUUACCCUAGUUGAUAGAUCAAUGAGUGAGCCAAUUUUAUUCAGUUUUUCGUUUUAUACCUACAGAUUAAAUGAAAAACGAUUUCUUAAAUAAUAAACUUGUAUUAAAAUUAUUAUUAAUCUUGACGAAUAUAACUGAAAUAUAGUUUCAAUAAAUCCUAAAAUGUUAAAAUAAAUAAACAUUGUUAUUAUUAUUAAACACUCAAUUUUAAUUUUUACUUUUAAUAAUUAUUUUGUAUAAAACUAUUAAUUAAACAUAAUUGCAUGAUACCUAUAAUACAUUUUAUUUCAAAUUUUAAUUUGUUUUCUUAAAAAUGUUGUUAAAUUACGUUCAACACUUUACCAGGCAAACUGUAUACACUUCUCAUUUAUAAUAAUAUAUGUAUUCUUACAGCAAACAUUUGGACAAUGGAAAAUUGUGUUUUGGAUUUUGGCCAUAACAUAUACAAUUAGUGGUUUCGUAUUUUUAAUUUAUGGCACAGCACAAACAUUAUCGUGGAAUUCAAUUCCUGUCAAUGAGGAAACGAAGGAUGUUCAACUUCCAAAAAUAAUGGUAUAUUAA
Molecule: messenger RNA, 15720 nt
Organism: Cinara cedri
Lineage: Eukaryota; Metazoa; Arthropoda; Insecta; Hemiptera; Aphididae
Source: the annotation of a GenBank genome assembly